Molecule: messenger RNA, 645 nt
Organism: Aspergillus ibericus CBS 121593
Lineage: Eukaryota; Fungi; Ascomycota; Eurotiomycetes; Eurotiales; Aspergillaceae
Product: DUF5321 domain-containing protein
Exons: 2
Coding region: 1-645 (214 amino acids)
Source: RefSeq, a predicted model, not a curated record
AUGAAUACCACUCGACUCUCCCUACGAUAUCUGACUCCGGCGCUUCCUACCCUCCGACCUGUCGGCCCUUUUCAGCUCCCAACAGCACACUUACAAAACCGUCUACAAUCCACCUCCAGAACACUACCGAAAUUGGCUCAGACGUCAGUAUGGACAUCAUUAAUUCCCAAGUUCAUCCGAAACCGCGGCUCCAAAGAAACCAAACCCUAUAAGCCGAAGUCCAAGGAAUGGAACCCCGCCAGUUUCUAUAUCAUCAUCUUCAUCCUGAUCGGAUCCCAGGCCAUCCGGAUGAUCGCAUUGAAGAAUGACUAUGCGGCAUACACGCGAUCAACGGACGCCAAGAUCAGGCUUCUUCGGGAAGUGAUAGAGAGGGUCAACAAUGGGGAGAAGGUAGAUGUGGAGAAGUUGCUGGGCACGGGAGACGAAGCGAAGGAGAGAGAAUGGGAGGAAGUUCUGCGUGAGAUCGAAGCGGAAGAUUCAUUAUGGCAUCGCAAGGCCGCCGCAUCGGAGUCCCAGCAAGAGCAACAGCAGGUCAAAGAGCCGGAACAGCCAACCCCGAAGGAUCCUGUUGUGCCGGCUGAGGGGCCUGCAGACAAGUCCUUGCCCGCCGAUAGCAAGUCAAAGAAGAAACUCAACUUCUUCUGA